AUGGACAUGAUCGUCACUGAGGCGCUUGACCUUAAGAAGAGUGAUGAUAUCGACGCGUCAGUCUCUCUCAUCUGGGUCCGGCAAGCAGAGGAGGUUGUACGGACCAGUGUUUUGUCAAGCGAGUGGAGAUGGAUGUGGACAGCUUGCCCCAAACUACAUUUCAAUGGUGUCGACGAUGCGCGUAGGAAUGGGGGGAACCAAAAUUCCCAGAUGUUCAUCGACGGUGUUAAUGCAGUUUUGCAAAAGCACCGUGGGAAGUUUGUCGAUAACCUUGAAAUUAAAUUUAUAGCCGAGAACAAGCAAGUUUACCAUAUCAAUAACUGGAUUAGGUUUGCCAUAUCGUCCCGGACAAGGAAGCUAGCUUUUGAUUUAGCCUCGCCACGUAAUGGUCAGGGACACCGUGAUCAUUACAGGUUCCCAUUUGAACUUCUAGACAAGGAAAGUGUAUGCUGCCUACAGUGUCUUCAACUUAGCUUUGUUUGUUUAAAACCUCCUUCCCAGUUUGUAGGCCUUCCAAACCUAAGAAAGCUUGAACUCUAUUUAGUGAAAACCACUAGGCGGGAUCUCGAGAAUAUGUUGUGUAAUUGCUGUAAACUUGAGCGGCUGAGCCUAGUCAGAUGUCAUCUGAACGAUGAACUGAGGGUCACUCAGCCAUUGUCCCACCUACAGUACUUGCAAGUAAUUUGCUGCAGGAUUACCAAGCUAGAGUUCCACGCUGCAAAUCUCUCCACCUUUGUGUAUGAUGGAUCUUGCAUACCUUUUUCCCUCCAUCAUGCUUCCAAACUGGAAAAUGCAAAAAUUUCCUUUAUCGGUGCUAUUUUACAGCAUGUUGCAGAAUCACUUCUCGACGGUCUUCCAAAUAUACAAAACCUGACAUUGCAGUUAGCACUUUCGUGGUUAGAGGUAUAUUGGAACUAA
This is a messenger RNA of Lolium rigidum, 918 nucleotides long. RefSeq names its product F-box/FBD/LRR-repeat protein At2g04230-like. Bases 1 to 918 code for a protein of 305 amino acids. The transcript has 2 exons. The record is from RefSeq and is a predicted model, not a curated record. Lineage: Eukaryota; Viridiplantae; Streptophyta; Magnoliopsida; Poales; Poaceae.